This is a messenger RNA of Bactrocera oleae (olive fruit fly), 1893 nucleotides long. Its product is annotated as succinate-semialdehyde dehydrogenase [NADP(+)] GabD. Gene Ontology annotation, biological process: GABA catabolic process. Lineage: Eukaryota; Metazoa; Arthropoda; Insecta; Diptera; Tephritidae. Gene Ontology annotation, molecular function: succinate-semialdehyde dehydrogenase (NAD+) activity. Gene Ontology annotation, cellular component: mitochondrion. The record is from RefSeq and is a predicted model, not a curated record.
UCGUCUACAAAAGUUUGUUAUGUAGUUAGCAACUCUUUACAUUACAAAAUAAAAUAUCAAAAUAAAAGACAUAUAAUCAAACUAAUAUUAUUAAAAACAAAAAAAUGUACAUUACCUUUUCAACAUUGUGCCGAAUGUGCAAUAGUAAACUGAUGCGCUUUUCUCUUCGUCACAAAUCGCGCACGACGAAAACAUCCCUUUGGCUCGAGCAAGCUUAUAUUGGUGGCGAAUGGUUAGACGCGACGAGCGGUGCCACAUUCGAAGUUCGAAAUCCAGCAAAUAUGCAAGUGAUCGGCUGUGUGCCCGACAUGACAGUCGUCGAAGCCCAAAAAGCGUUAGAAGUCGCCACGAAAGCAUUUUACGUGCCCGAAUGGAAGUUGAUUACAGCACGCGAGCGCUCACAGUUGCUGAAGAAUUGGCACAUCUUGAUUUCACAGCAUUGCGCUGAAUUGGCUAACAUAAUCACGGCGGAAUGUGGCAAACCAUUAACCGAGUCCCUAUCCGAGGUGGAUUAUGGUCAAUCGUUUGUUGAAUGGUUUGCCGAGGAAGCACGACGCAUUGAUGGCCAACUCAUUGCCAGUUCAAUGAGCAAUCAGGAGGUGCUUGUGCUUCGCGAGCCACUUGGUGUUGCAGCACUCAUUACACCAUGGAAUUUUCCGAUGGCGUUAGUCUUACGCAAAGCAGCAGCGGCUAUGGCGGCCGGCUGCACAGUUGUCGUCAAACCUGACGAAGAUACACCACUUUCCUGCUUAGCACUAGCUAAGCUCACCCAAAUGGCCUGUAUACCAGCUGGUGUUUUCAACGUGAUCACUACGAAUACAGCUCCACCAAUCGGUGAUCUCUUCUGCCGAAGCCCACUUGUGUGUGGCAUCUCUUUUACCGGCUCCACUGAAGUUGGCAAAUAUUUGUUUCGUGAAUCAGCCGGUUUGCUGAAACGUGUUUCGCUAGAGCUCGGCGGUAAUGCACCAUUCAUUGUCUUCAAAUCCGCUGACAUUGCCGAAGCGGUUAAGGGUGCAAUGUUAUCGAAAUUUCGUAAUUCCGGACAAACUUGUGUCUCAGCCAACCGUUUCUACGUACAGUCCGCUGUAUAUGAGGACUUUCUGAAACAGUUGCAAGCACAAGUUGAAGCUUUGAAAAUCGGUCCGGGAUACAAUAAAGGUGUGCAAAUUGGUCCACUCAUUAAUUUAGCGGAGUUAAAAAGAAUUGAGACAAUUAUGAAAGACGCACGAUCCAGACAUGCGAAGGUAAUAUGCGGUGGUAAACGUCUGCAAGACAUUGGUGAACUCUUCUACGCACCCACUAUCAUCACCGAUGUGGAUCGUACAGCACGUAUUUAUCGUGAAGAGAUCUUCGGCCCAGUUAUCACAUUGACAAAGUUCGACACUGAAGACGAAGUUGUAACCAGGGCAAAUAGUUCUUUACGCGGCUUAUCCGGGUAUUUCUAUAGUCAAAACUUGCAAGAAGUAUUUAGAGUGGCGCGACGACUUGAGGUCGGCAUAGUGGGCGUAAAUGUAGGAUUGGCGUCGCAGGCGGAGGCACCAUUUGGUGGCAUCAAGGAAUCCGGUAUCGGCCGUGAGGGAGGACACUAUGGCAUCGAUGAAUUUACUGAGAUAAAGUAUAUCUGUUUGGGUGGAUUGAAGUAUGAUUGAGUGGAGAGGUGGUCAGUUUCUACAUAUAAUUUUUGUGACUUGAGACGAUUUUGCAAUUCAGUACGUGACAGUCACAAAAAUCUCUCUAUUCAAAACGAACAGAUCUACUCAGCUCUUACAUUUCGUUAUUUAGAGAUGUAUAUAAAACCUGAAUGAAAAUAAAUAUGUCGAUAACAAAUAUUACAUUUUCUAUAACGCAGUCAAAAAUCAUAACUACCAAUAAAAAUAAAAAUAAAAUGUUGAC